GCGGGGCGGGCAGGGGCUCGUCGGGUUCAAGCCUGGUAGAAGGGCUCCCUCUAGCGUUGGGCAGCGGUAAAAACACCCUUAGCUGCGAGCUCCCGGAACCACGGGACUCCUCGUUUCCAAUAAGGGCGCUGACUCGCUCCUAGCUCCCCGGAUCCCCAGCCCCAGCCCCAGCCCGUAUUAAAUUCCACCUUCUCUUUCACCUUUUGGCUACCGGAAGAAGGAAUGAGAAAGCCACAAAAUGGGAUUUUUGAGGCCCCGUGUUCUCGGGCCGACCCCGACCCCUGCCUCCGCCGUUCAGGAGGGAAGCGCGGCGCAGUGUGACGCCGGUCGCUGGUUUUAAGAGGGGGCUGCGGCCUCGGAGGCUGUCUCUGGUGCUCCCAGCUCACUCCUGGGCCCCCGAAAGCGCCUCCCCGAGACUGCUACCGAGAUCACUGAGGAGAUGGCGCCCAGGACGGGCACCCGAGAGCGAGGCAACUUUGGAGUGCGCCAGUGCGCGCGCUGGGGUCGGCGCCCGGGCCUCGGCCGAGUCCUAACCGUGUCUCCACGGCUGGGGAGAAACCGGACCCAGAAAUCUCGCAAUCUGGUUAGGUUCGGCCCGGCAACUCCCAUUCUAAAGACUUUGGGCGGAGACCAAGCGGAGUUGGAGUCCCCUGCUUGCCUACGUGGCGGGAGGGUCUUUCGGUUUAGCUGGCCUCCCACUUGGUCGGGGCGCGCAGGAUGGAGACCCUUUACUCGAGGGAUUCUAUUUCUUUGACCUUGACGUCUUACCUAACCAUUCCCUUACACGGGGUGCGUGGGGUAGGAAGGGAGGGGAGAGUGGUUGGGAGCAAGCAAAAGGAGGGGAAAAACCGGUGCGCGGCGGAAUGGGGCAACUCGAGCCUCAGAUUGGACCCGGACUGCUGGGUUCUAGACCCCGGCUCUGCUGCUAACUUGUCUGAAUCCCCCCCAUUUAGAAAUGGGGGGGGGUGAGGGAGGGACCGGACCAAGUGAACUCCGAGAGCCCUGGAAGCAGCUCGGGCCGAGGGAUUUAGGGGAAAGAGUGCCGCGUUCCCCGCGAGCCUUCCCCGGCGCCGCCCCCCUCGCCGGGUGAAUCCCCAGCGGCCCGCGCCGCGCAGGCGGCGAUCCUGGCGGCCGUCGGGGGCCGGCAGCUUCCUGGAAAGUUACUUCUUGUUGGAGCCGGCGAUAGGCAGAGAGUGUUCUGUGAAAUCCGCAGAGCCGAGAUCGACUGCGUUCCGGGAAUGAGAGGGCUGUGCCAUUCCCCUCACUGCCCCCUGCCUUGACGGCGUAACAGGAAAAAAAAAAAAAAAAGGCAUACACACAAUGUUAGCUACCGAAGUGCACCAAAAGUUUUAUUUGAAUGUAACUAAAUUAAGGGCCGCCGCAGUGACAGCGCCGCGCCUUGCGGGGACCUCCGGGCGGCUGGGCAGCGGCAGCCGCCGGUCCCCCCGGGGGUGGGCGGUCUCUGGAGGACAGGUUUUAAGCAAAAUUUUGGACUGUGAAGCAAGGCAUUGGGUGAAGACAAAAUGGCCUCGCCGGCUGACAGCUGUAUCCAGUUCACCCGCCAUGCCAGUGACGUUCUUCUCAACCUUAAUCGCCUCCGGAGCCGUGACAUCUUGACCGAUGUCGUCAUUGUGGUGAGCCGGGAGCAGUUUAGAGCCCACAAGACAGUCCUCAUGGCCUGCAGUGGCCUGUUCUACAGCAUCUUCACAGACCAGCUGAAAUGCAACCUUAGUGUGAUCAAUCUGGAUCCCGAGAUCAACCCCGAGGGGUUCUGUAUCCUCUUGGACUUUAUGUACACAUCUCGGCUCAAUCUGCGGGAAGGCAACAUCAUGGCUGUAAUGGCCACAGCUAUGUACCUGCAGAUGGAGCAUGUUGUGGACACCUGCCGGAAAUUUAUCAAAGCCAGUGAAGCGGAGAUGGUGCCUGCCCUCAAGCCUCCUCGUGAAGAGUUCCUCAACAGCCGCAUGCUGAUGCCCCACGACCUCAUGGCCUACCGUGGCCGGGAGGUAGUGGAGAACAACUUGCCGCUGAGGAACGCCCCUGGGUGUGAGAGCAGAGCCUUUGCCCCCAGCCUGUAUGGUGGCCUGUCCACACCCCCCGCCUCCUACCCCAUGUACAGCCACCUGCCGGUCAGCAGCUUCCUCUUCUCCGACGAGGAGCUGCGGGACGCCCGCAUGCCCAUGGCCAACCCCUUCCCCAAGGAGCGGGCCCUCCCCUGCGACAGUGCCAGGCCCAUGCCUGCUGAGUACAACCGGCCGGCCCUGGAGGUAUCCCCUGGCGUGUGCCACAGCAGCAUCUACUCACACUCACCCAAGGAGGCGGUCCCAGAGGAGGCUCGGAAUGACAUGCACUACAGCGUGGCUGAGGGCCCCAAGCCGGCUGCCCCCUCGGCCCGGAAUGUCCCCUACUUCCCCUGUGACAAGGCCGGCAAAGAAGAAGAGAGGCCCUCCUCAGAGGAUGAGAUUGCACUGCACUUCGAGCCCCCCAAUGCGCCCUUGAACCGGAAGGGUCUGGUCAGUCCCCAGAGCCCCCAGAAAUCCGACUGCCAGCCCAACUCGCCCACAGAGUCCUGCAGCAGCAAGAAUGCCUGCAUCCUCCAGGCCUCUGGCUCCCCGCCAGCCAAGAGCCCCACCGACCCCAAAGCCUGCAACUGGAAGAAAUACAAGUUCAUUGUGCUCAACAGCCUCAACCAGAAUGCCAAGCCGGAGGGGCCCGAGCAGGCUGAGCUGGGCCGCCUGUCCCCACGAGCCUACACGGCCCCAGCUGCCUGCCAACCGCCCCUGGAGCCCGAGAACAUUGACCUCCAGUCCCCGGCCAAGCUCAGUGCUGCUGGGGAGGAUUCCAGCAUCCCGCAAGCCAGCCGGCUCAACACCAUCGUCAACAGGUCCCUGACGGGCUCGCCCCGCAGCAGCGGUGAGAGCCACUCGCCUCUCUACAUGCACCCCCCUAAGUGCACCUCGUGCGGAGCUCAGUCCCCGCAACAUGCCGAGAUGUGCCUGCACACCGCCGGCCCCACGUUCCCCGAGGAGAUGGGCGAGACCCAGUCUGAGUACUCGGACUCCAGCUGCGAGAACGGGGCCUUCUUCUGCAAUGAGUGUGACUGCCGCUUCUCCGAGGAGGCCUCACUCAAGAGGCACACGCUGCAGACCCACAGUGACAAACCCUACAAGUGUGACCGCUGCCAGGCCUCCUUCCGCUACAAGGGCAACCUCGCCAGCCACAAGACGGUCCACACGGGUGAGAAACCCUAUCGUUGCAACAUCUGUGGAGCUCAGUUCAACCGGCCAGCCAACCUGAAAACCCAUACCCGAAUUCACUCUGGAGAGAAGCCGUACAAAUGCGAAACUUGUGGAGCCAGAUUUGUGCAGGUGGCUCACCUCCGUGCCCAUGUGCUCAUCCACACUGGCGAGAAGCCCUACCCCUGUGAAAUCUGUGGCACCCGGUUCCGGCACCUUCAGACACUGAAGAGCCACCUGCGAAUCCACACAGGAGAGAAGCCGUACCAUUGCGAGAAGUGUAACCUGCAUUUCCGCCACAAAAGCCAGCUGCGACUUCACCUGCGCCAGAAGCAUGGUGCCAUCACCAACACCAAGGUACAAUACCGAGUGUCGGCCACCGAGCUGCCUCCGGAGCUGCCCAAAGCCUGCUGAAGCAUGGAGUGCAGCGCUUCCUCUCCAGCCCCUUCGCAGAACCUACCCAAAGGAUACUGUAACACUUUACAACGUCAUCCCUUGAUGCAGUGCCUCUUUCAUCCACUAGUGCAAAUCAUAGCUGGGGGUGGGGGUGGGGGGCGGGGCCGGGGGCGGGGAGCCGUGGCGCUCCCCCUGCCCCCACUGCCAUAAAACAUUAAGAAAAUAAUAUUGCUUCUUCUCCUGUGUGUAAGGCGAGCCACGUCAGCACAAAGCAGAUUCAUUUUAUAUAUCAGAGCGGGGAGUACGCAGAGUCCUGACUUGACUUGGUCUACAAAAUGGGGAAUGUGUAUGUUUUGUGGGAACAGAUGUUUCUUUUGUAUGUAAAUGUGCAUUCUUUUAAAAGACUAGACUUCAGUAUGUUAUCAAAGAGAGGGCUUUAAUUUUUUUAACCAAAGGUGAAGGAAUAUAUGGCAGAGUUGUAAAUAUAUAAAUAUAUAUAUAUAAAAUAAAUAUAUAUAAACCUAAAAAAGAUAUAUUAAAAAUAUAAAACUGCAUUAAAGGCUCGAUUUUGUAUCUGCAGGCAGACACGGAUCUGAGAAUCUUUAUUGAGAAAGAGCACUUAAGAGAAUAUUUUAAGUAUUGCAUCUGUAUAAGUAAGAAAAUAUUUUGUCUAAGAUGCCUUGGUGUAUUUGUAUUUUUUUGCAAGUGAAGGUUUACAAUUUACAAAGUGUGUAUUAAAAAAAACACAAAAAAAAGCUGCAGAAGGAAAACUGUGUAAUUUCGUUCUAGUUUUCAGUUUGUAUAUACCCGUACCACGUGUCCUCCCGGUGCCUUUUUUCACAGAAGUUUUCAAUGAUGGGCGAGUGCGCGCCGUCCCUUUUUGAAGUGUAGGCAGACACAGGGACUUGAAGUUGUCACUAACUAAACUCUCUUUGGGAAUGUUUGUCUCAUCCCAUUCUGCGUCAUGCUUGUGUUAUAACUACUCCGGAGACAGGGUUUGGCUGUGUCUAAACUGCAUUACCGCGUUGUAAAAUAUAGCUGUACAAAUAUAAGAAUAAAAUGUUGAAAAGUCAA
Molecule: messenger RNA, 4706 nt
Organism: Oryctolagus cuniculus (rabbit)
Lineage: Eukaryota; Metazoa; Chordata; Mammalia; Lagomorpha; Leporidae
Gene: BCL6
Product: BCL6 transcription repressor
Biological process (GO): regulation of transcription by RNA polymerase II
Cellular component (GO): nucleus
Molecular function (GO): DNA-binding transcription factor activity, RNA polymerase II-specific; protein binding
Source: RefSeq, a predicted model, not a curated record